AUGCUGCAGAUUCACGCGAGGUGUCGACCUGCCAAUUCCGCGAAAGCUGACGCCAGAGACUUCUCGACCUCGAUCUUCAAAGACUGGACCUCGCUGAAUGCCCUUCUGAAGCGCUUCGAGCUCGUCGUUCAGCGGCGAUGGAUGAAGAAAAGCUCCAAACAGCGACUAGAACUGCUUCUAAAGGCGUGGCCACGCAUGUCACCCACACAUCGACCGGAUCUUUCCAAUUUUCGUGACAUGCAGAAGCAGGCAUCGCGCGAGAAGACGUGCCGGUCUGAGGCCUAUCUGUGGCCACACAUCAACCUUGAAGAUCUCCAGCAGCGCAACUUCCUCCUGCUGUUCCUCAAUUCACGCGGACGCAACCUGCCUGAGACAUUUCGUCUCGCCGACAUCAAGUCAGCACACCUAGGUAAUUCUUGGUUGCCCGAUCUCGACUUGGCGACCGAGGCAUGCCUCGAGGGCUAUUGUUGCGAAGAUCACUACCUCGCGGACAGCACGGGCCACGAGCCGCAUCGCAUGAUGUUCGAGAAGAGACACUCUCCCAAUGGCUACGGAUUCGUGCUCGACUGUCGCUCUGUUCGACUCAAGUCGGGUCAGCAUAAGCAUCUGAGUCGCUGCCAGGAGGGUCUUCUCGCGUUGGAGAUUCAACAAGAGACAUAUCGGUUCUUGCUUGCGUCUGCAAAGCUGAUCCUGCACGAUAUCGAGCCGAGCAUGUUCUUUCUCGCGCCACAUCGACCCGAACCAUCCGUGCCUCAGCUCGCAAAGCGCAACGAGUGGGCUUCGUUGGCGGGUCAUACCAUCCAAGCGCCCUACUGUAUACCGCAGCGGCUGGAUCUACAGCGUCUCAGAGGGCUAGCCAUCGCACGGCGCUCGUCAGCGGAAGAUCACGUUUGGAUGCUGCGUGAGGACCCCGGCUUCUUCAUGACCACUCUACGAGAGUGGAUCGAGCACAAUGGCACUUGUGGCUGCUCGACGGUGUGCGCUAGUUCCGCCUGUUGGAAGCGCGAAGCUGGCAAUAUGUCUACAAAUGCGUUUGUGUCUUUCGUGUUAUGGGACGACAUUUACAGAAAGCUCAAGGCGAUGCCCGACAUUGAGAUUCAGAUGCAGCGCGCGGACGAAAAGCACGUUCGACUCGCUGCCAAGGACGAGGAUAUGUGGAUGGCGCUCAUGGACAUUUUAUACAAUGCCACCAUGUUCUCGAUUGACGUGCUUCGCGAAGGGGUUCCAACAAGUCCUCGCUUGCGUAGUCGAUACUACUGGCGCACGUUUGCGGAAGCCCAAGGCCGAUGGGAACUGAGAACAGGCGCUCCGUGGCCAGUGCGUCGCGUAGACCAGCUGUUCUACUCGAUCUUCACCCCGUCUCAGCGUUCUCUGCACGGUCUCAAUGGCCUGGUACAAGAAACGCAAUACAUGCUAGAGACCGAGACUGAAGCGUCACACUACUUCGAUGGUUGGAUCACGGAGCAUUUUUCCGAUCUCGCGCUGCUCUCAGAACUUCAGCAUUCCGUGGAUGCGUUGGCACCUUGGUUCGAUAAGAAUAAAGCUGCUCGUUUUACAAGUCAAGCGGACCAACUCGUGUCUCGAACCCGGGGACUGACCGCGAAGCUGCAUGGAGCCAUUCCUCUGGUUUGCGAUGAAUUGACCAUAGCUUGGGAUCAUGCCUACACAGCUUCCUUCGACUAUCCUGCCGAGAAGGCUCCCACCAAGGCGAAUGUUGAUCAGAUGCGGUCCGCCGAGCGCUGUCUGGACAAGUUCUGGAGCCAGGUUCAGAAAAGAGUGAGCUCAAUGGUCAAGAUCAGCCUAGAAAAAGUCCUUUUCAACAGGAUGUUUGAGUCACGUCAGCUUUACAGGACGCCACCGUGGCAGAAGCCCGUCCAACCUCCUACACCAGAGUGCACGCCCCCCAAGACGACCGUGACAGCCGAUCCACCAAGCGCCACUCUGCAGCAUACCUCGGCUGGGUCACAGGAAUCAGCUGAGGUGACACUGACCAGAGGCAAACAAAAGAUCAAGACUCGUGGACAACCAGCAGCACCAGAUCCUCGCAUGAUCAUUGCGGAUGAUGCGGUGGUGGCCCAGCACAGAGUCAAACUUCCCAAGGAAGUGCACAAGGUAUUCUGUGCCUUGCUGCCAUCCACAGUCGAUGUCGCUCAACAAAGAUUCGAAAUCGGCUGGGAGGAGAUGUUAUUUGCUUUCGAUCAUAUCGGCUUAGAGCCAGAACAGCUCCACGGAUCGGCUUGGAUUUUCAGACCACGACCAAGAGAAGAGUGCAAAGUCGAGCUUCGCCGCAGCAUCCAGUUCCACGAGCCCAAGGAAUUGCGGCGAGGUGCAAAGAUUCCCCGCCCGAUGGUGAGACUGUACGGGCGGCGACUCAAGCACGCAUAUGGCUGGACAUGUGCGGAGGACUUGUUCGAAAGCGAAUAA
This is a messenger RNA of Fulvia fulva, 2424 nucleotides long. RefSeq lists its product as uncharacterized. NCBI's taxonomy places the organism in Eukaryota, Fungi, Ascomycota, Dothideomycetes, Mycosphaerellales, Mycosphaerellaceae. Bases 1 to 2424 code for a protein of 807 amino acids. The record is from RefSeq and is a predicted model, not a curated record. The transcript is spliced from 6 exons.